Molecule: messenger RNA, 4926 nt
Organism: Symbiodinium sp. CCMP2592
Lineage: Eukaryota; Dinophyceae; Suessiales; Symbiodiniaceae
Source: the annotation of a GenBank genome assembly
AUGAACGAGCAGCUCGGCGUCCCGCUCCGGCACAGGUGUGAUUUCGUCCUGGAGGCUUCCGUGUUCUUCGAGAAGCCUGGGCGGCCAGUUGUCCCUCUGCGAGUACCUCCUUGUUUGACUUUUUCGGGACGACAUCGUGAUCUGGCGGCCAGUCCUUGCGUGCUGUUGGGCGGCCAGUUCUUCUUCCUCUUCUACUUGAUUCACCGCAAGUUCUUCUUCCUUGGUAUUCGCCUCGUUCUCUUUCUCUACUUGGCUGACCGCCUGACCUUUGUCUGGGACGACUUUGGAGAGCAACAACUUCUUCACUUCAUCAUGGAGGGCGACCUGAACAUGGAGAAUGUUGACCACCGUGGAUCUCCUACAGAACUUGCUGAGUCCUCGGCGGAAGACAAUGAGGUGAAGGGGCCCCCUUGCCCUUUGGAUCUGGAUGUCAAGUUGGAGAAACGAAAACGUGAGGUCAGACGUCGGCGAGUUCGUGAAGGACGAGCCAAAGAAGUUCGGGCAUGUGACUUGAACGUGCCGGACAGUGAAGACGAGGAUGAGUCAGACAACGACAGUCCUACCAAGCGUCCUCAGCAGGGAAGUGAAGCGCCCCUUAGCAGCAGAGAAAUCCGUGAUUUGCUCUUUAGUCAUGUGACGGAAAUGAAGGAGGCAUGGAGAUCCUUCCAGGGCCGCCUCGAUAAAGUCGAGUCUGAACAGCUUCAACAACAGCAUGAGAUGAUUAACAUCCGUACAAGGACUGCUGCGGUCGAAAAAACCGGGGCCCAACUGCAGAAGAACGUUGAGCUCCAGGGGAAGAAUCUUGACGAACUGGCUGAGGAUGUCAAAAACAUGAAAGUUCAGAUCACAGACUUGAAGAAUCGGCCACCUGAAGCCCCUCGUGAACCUCCUCUUGAUGACACUCGUGGACGAGGUGCUCCUGUGCCUUCUGACCCGUGGGCUGAAUACGCCCGGAGAAGGGGUGAUCUUGCCCAAGGGAACCCUUCGAGUGUUGGAGAACAAGCCUCUGGUUCGGGCGACAGACAAGGAGAUGUCCUCACCGACGACGAAAAGAAGACCUUGGUAGUGGGAGGCUGGGCCAGAGACACUAAACGAUCUAUCAUCGAGGCGGAGAGUGCAACGGUGCUGGCGAUGGAAGGGAUGAAAGCAUUGAUUGACGUCGAGAAGCUGGCAAUCUAUGGGCCAAGACGCUCAGUGGGCAUGAUGAAGUUUCAGCAACGCGAAGGUGAGACAUUCGCCGAUGUCAAAAACAGGAUGUGGGCUGUCAUCAGACUUGUUGCGAACGCUAAGAUUGAGCUCCCCAGCACCAAUGACUUCGGCGAGGCCAAGCUUAUGUGGGCGAGUUUCACCAAGACACGCUCGGCGAGAUUGAAGAGCAGUCAUGUCUCCAUGAUCCGCAGAGUCACCUGUGACCUUGCAUUCAGCUCCAAGAAUGCCGAAGGUGGGAUCAAGAAUCUCGCAAACACCCAACAGUCUGCAUAUGAUUGUGACUGGAACUUAGGCACAAUUUGGUGCUCCGCUCACAAGCUCGGUAGCGCGACCCAUCGCUCGCCGAAGGACUCCGAGACCAUCUUGAUGCCAGGAGGUUGGGUGGAUUUGAAUGCGAUCUCAGCAACAGCUGGCUGCUCCGUUGAUGAGGCCAAGUCGGCCUUCGAAAAGGAGCUGCUUGGCUCUUCGUGUGGAAGACAUAGAUGGGGCCGCAUCUCGCAGUGGAAUUUGGCUGGUCAGAAAAUUGGGCUGCUGGAUGUCGCUGCUAGAGAUGUUGAUGUGAUCUUUGCCCAAGAGGUUGCGCGCGGCAAGGAGGGAUGGGAUAGCUAUGAGUCGGACGAGUUCCACUGGAUUCUUCACCGCCAUGCUGAUCAAUGGCGUGGUGUUGGCCUGGCUUUCUCCAAGGAUCGUUUCGACUGUGUCACUCAUAAGGUUUCUACGCCAAGGGGAAUCUGGGCACUGGUGCGAAUCAACGGCCUGGGACGAAUUGUCUGUGGCACUCUGCACGCACCGUCGGGUGUCACGAACGCAAUCUACCAAGCCGCAGUAUGCGAGUUCUUCGGCAAGCUCCCUGCAAAAUGGCGGCAGUACCCAUUGCUUUGUGGAGUGGAUGCAAAUGAAGUUCCUCAAUGGGAGCUAGAUGAGAACGCGGAGGUCUACCUGGGACACAGUGGCGAGAACCUGAAUGUGUUGAUGAAUGAGGCUGUCAAGAUCAACAGCCACAUGAUCCUGACGCGUGGCAUCGCCUGUGGAGACCUUGUUAUUGUGCCGGAGAGGCGACUCACCAUCAACACAGACCAUGCACUCCUGUAUGCUGAGAUCUAUGUCCGAAGGAAGACUGACCAACUCGUCUGGGGCAAUGACUCUCGGGCGAGGUGGGUACAAGGUGAACUUCCUGAUACUCUUAUCGUUGACGAAGACGACAUUGCAAAACUCGGCAGGGAGUGUACGCGCCCGCGAAGGUCGUGUGCAUAUCGAGACCCAGAGGAAGUCAAGUCUGCCAUCGACCGUGCCAAGUCAUCCGGGAAGAAGUCUGACUGGAAGUGUGUUCACCGCCUUCGCAAAGAGGCCCGAAAAGCAUGGGAAGAGGCCAGACUUUCACGAAUCCUGCUUGGAGGUUGGGAUGAAUUUCGAGCCCUGCAGAAUGAAAAGAAAAAGCAUCGUGGAUGGUGGGGUGAGCUCCUCCAAGAAAAGUCUUCACGGCAACUCACUCUGGAUGUCACUCGCCAUCUUGAAAGCAAAAUGGUCACACCUGAAAUGCAUAGAUGGGAUGAAGAGUUGGACACCUUGAUUGCUGGAGUUCCUCAGAUCGACAACUUCGCACAGUUCUCUGUACAGGAUAUCCGUGUUGAACUACAGGGGAUGAAAUGUAGGAGUGCGGUGGGACCGGACGGCAUCGGGGUCCAUCUCCUUCGUGAACUUGCUAGCCAUGCCGAGUACUCGCACCAGCUCGCCGACCUUAUCAACCACAUCGUUGCUACGCAGCAAACGCCUCGCAACUGGAAUGUCAGCUUCCUUGCCCUGCUAGCCAAAUGCUCGACUCCGCGGAAGCCUGGUGACCUCCGUCCCAUUGCGGUUAGCUCUGCCUUCAACAAGCUCGUCAAUCGUUUGGUCUGCUCUCGCAUUCUGCCGCAUCUCCGAAGGGGUUCCAGAAUUUCGGCCUGUGGCCGGGGACGACAAGCUGCAGACCUUAUCGGGGCGACUUCACGCAUUCGCGAUGUGGUACAUGAAUGGCGGGUACCCUGCUUAUUCUGCAAACUGGAUGUAGCAGGUGCUUUUGAUCGAGUAGAUCGUCGCAAAGUCGCCCAGCUCUUGAAGGAUCGUCUCAUGGACAAAAGGUUGACUGCCGAAUUGCGCUACAUCCUGGGACAGUUACACACUCAUGAACUGCUAGGACGUGUGCCGGGUGGUCACGCCAUUUCUGUCUCGCCCAACACCGGCAUUAAACAGGGGGCACCUGAGAGCGCUGAAAUCUUCGGUAUCUUGGUGGACUCCAUGCUCACGGAGUUGGUCGAUUGCUCGGCUUGGAAAAGACUUGGUCGUCCUCAUAAGGACCUCGAUAUCGAUUUGAUGUUCUAUCAGGAUGACGUGUUCCUUGUUGAGACGGACCUCACCAAUCUGAUCCGGCGAAUUAGGGUCGUGAACAAAUGCCUGGGACGAGCUGGCCUGAAGCUUGCCACGGAAAAGACGAAAAUCAUUGCGAGUCCUGAAUAUGGAGGUCCUCGUAAGGCGAAAGUAGCGGAUGAAGUCUAUGAGGUUGCACCGGCAGGUGAAUCUGUUCAGGUCCUUGGGGUCAGCUUUUCCUUCCACGCGAGCAUCUCACAGCAGGCAGAGGAGUUCCUGGGAAGGGCGAGGGCUGCCGCCGCCAUACAUCAGGAUGUCCUUUGUGCCAGUGGACCUUGGAAGAAGAAGACCGAUAUGAUCCGCAGUUUAGUUGAAUCUCGCUGGAGCUGGGCUGCAGGAAGUGUUUUCGUCUUCGCAAACAUGGCAGUGAAAGCUGGGUCGAAUGGAAUCAAAGAUCGCUUCGGUUCUGCCGCACCUGGAUGGUGCAUAACUCGGGACUCCCUGCCCGUGCCUACCUAUGCGGGCUCUCCACUGGAGAAGUACGUCCUGGUGGAGAUUCCAACAAAGCUUGUCCGAAAUGAAUGGUAUCACCUUGCCUCUGAUAGAGUUGCUUGGACUACAGCGCGAGAUCGAUAUCUUGCGUGUUGGGAUGUGAAAUGGAUUGCGGUCGGCUGCUGCUCUGCGUGGCUCGAGUUCGUCGACUUCCUCCGAACCCCCCCUUUGCUCCUUUUGGCCGAACAUGCUGACACCGAGCCGAUGCCAUCUUCUACACAAUCCUCCUUGCCCGCCGCCGGAGCUCAUCAAAGUCUUCCCUGGAACUACAACCAGUAUAUCUCCUUCAUGUCGGCGGCCUGGGAUGAAGAAGUUUCGCUCGCGGAACAGCUCAAUGACUACGUGGAGACUGAAGCAGCGCAGCAGGGCAGUUCAUCGAGCUCCUCUACACACGUCCUCCUCGAACCAGUUGUCCAGUCACCGGAACCAAUGGUCGUUGCCCACGUGGCCGAAGUGAAGCUGAGGCUCCUCGUGCUCUUCCGGGACGAGACCCACAUGACCUUCUGCGAUGGAGAAUGCUUUCAACACUGGCUCUGCUGCUACAAUGUCCUCGGCGAGUUCUUCUACGAGUGCUACCUGCCCUACAUUGGGAACGAGCUCAUCUUUGUCACCGACCUGGUCGGCACUGAGUACACAGCAGUGCUCCUCGACGGCAUCCUCUUCGAGUUGGACAUUAACAGCAGCGUGUACCACCUGGACUUCAGGAACGCCCUCGCCUGCGACAUCGUCGUCCUCCUGUUCUCCGACAUGCUUUUCCUCGUCGCUGACUUCAGCAACACCGCCAUACGCAUCCGCAGCAUGGGAACGACCCUGGGAAGGUGA